AUGGGUCACCAGCAGCUCUACUGCAGUCACCCUCGGAAAUUUAGCCAGGGAUCUCGGUCAUACCACGUGUGUUUGAACCCACACAGCCUGAUCUGCAAGUAUGGCCUGAACAUGUGCCGCCAGUGCUUCUGUCAGUAUGCGAAAGACAUCAGCUUCAUCAAGUUGGACUAA
This is a messenger RNA of Dromiciops gliroides (monito del monte), 171 nucleotides long. RefSeq names its product 40S ribosomal protein S29-like. The transcript has a single exon. Gene Ontology annotation, cellular component: cytosolic small ribosomal subunit. Bases 1 to 171 code for a protein of 56 amino acids. Gene Ontology annotation, molecular function: zinc ion binding; structural constituent of ribosome. Lineage: Eukaryota; Metazoa; Chordata; Mammalia; Microbiotheria; Microbiotheriidae. The record is from RefSeq and is a predicted model, not a curated record.